This is a messenger RNA of Closterium sp. Naga37s-1, 888 nucleotides long. NCBI's taxonomy places the organism in Eukaryota, Viridiplantae, Streptophyta, Zygnematophyceae, Desmidiales, Closteriaceae. The record is from the annotation of a GenBank genome assembly.
AUGUUUGGCUUACUCAGAUGUAGGCAGCUAAUCAUCUCAUUCAAUGUAUUUACUAACUUACCCACUCACUCUUCUGUGCUUCUUUCCCUUGUAUCACCAAUUUCUCCUCCUCUUGCUUUACCCGUCCCUCUCUCUGCCUGCCCCCCAUCUCCACUCCACCAACCUCCCUCUUUGUCCUUCUCCCCCUCGCUGCCCACUUCCCUCCUAUCUCCCAUCCCUCUCCUCCUCACCAGCACUCCUCUCAUCGGCAUAGGCGAGUGGUUGCAGAGCCCGCUUUCCCCUGUGUCAUCACCAAUGCGCUUCUUUCUGUAUUAUCCUCUCAUCCCACUCGUCUUCCUUUCCACACACUUCGUUUUCCACUUCUACUUUCCCCUCUGUCCCUCCUCUCCUCCCCAUCAGCCUCUCCAGCCAUUCGCAGCCAUUCGCAGCGCAAAAUAUAGCAUCGGCACGGCCUCCAAUGUGCACGUUCUCGUGCUCCCAUUGGUGGCGCCCUGCCACGUGGAAGCGUAUGAGAGGCUGUGCUGGCAGCGCACUUGGCCGUCUCGCUCGCUCAGUGCAUCGAUUCUCUCAUCUCAACCGACUCUACCGUCACUCCCAUGGCUCCCCCACGCACCUCCCCUCUCCGCCCCCUCCGCCCCCUCUUCAGCCCUCCCCUCCAUGUCCCUCACUGGGGGAGGAGGAGGAGGAUGUGGGGGAGGAGGGAUGGGAGGGGUGGGCGCUGGUGCGAAGGCUGGUUCUUUGGGCUCUAGCACCAUUACCAGCAGUACCAGUAGUGCUGCUGCUACUGCUGCUGCUGCCGCUGCUGCUGCUACUGAGGGAAAAUGGGGGGUGGAAGAGGGGGAGGGGCAGGGGGAAAGGGAGGGGCAGCAGCAGGAGGGAGCGGCUUAG